GUCGAAAUGGGAAACGUGUAGUUUAUAACAACGGUCUUUCUAUUCUUAUUGUUGUCUGUGGUUUCGCCCCUUUGUAAAAUAAGAAUUUUCAUUGGUUUUAUGUUUUGAUGAUAAUGUACAUAUUUAAUUCAAAAAUUACCUAAUCCCUAUUUGAGUUGAGCAUUAGAUAAUUGGUUUUUGAUAUACAUUUCCAUAAUAGUGUAUUUGAGCUUUGCAAUUGAAUGAUAUUUAGGUACUUCUAGUGACUACUGGCUUAUUUAUCAACAAUAGUAGUUAUUGAAUUGAACUAUUGUGCCUUUUGGUGUAACAGGUUUAUUAUUGAAUAUAAACUGGCAUGAUUACAUAGUUAUGAUGACGCUAAACUUUAAUGACUAUUUUUGGGGGGAGAAGAACAAUGGAUUUGAUGUUCUUUACCAUAAUAUGAAAUAUGGACUUGCGGCCAGCAAAGAAUUUGCUGACUUCCUAAGAGAAAGGUCAAACAUAGAAGAAAAUAACUCCAAGUUGCUAAGCAAACUAGCAAAACAAGCAAGUAGUUGCUGCGUACAUGGCACUUUUGCACCACUAUGGCAUAUUCUGAAAACAUCAGUAGAAAAACUGUCCAGUCUGCACAUGCAGAUGGUUCAGAAAAUGAUGGAACUGGUUAAGGAAGUUGGCAAAUAUGCAGAUGAACUUCACAAGCGACAUAAAUUGGUGAAAGAGGAGGAAUCGGGCACCCUAGAGGCAGUUCAAGCGAUGCAAGCAGUAACAUUAAAUGUCCAAAAAUCGAAAGAUGCUUAUACCCAACGUACCUUAGAAUUAGAAAAAUUAAAGAAAGAAAACGCUUCCGCAAAAGAAGUAGAAAAAGCUGAACAGAAACUAAAAAAAGCUCAAGAGGAAUACAAGAAUUUCAUAGAAAAAUACAGUGCUGUAAAGGAGGAUUUUGAAUCUAAAAUGUCAGUCACUUGCAAAAAUUUUCAAGAAUUGGAAGUAAGACAUUUACUUCAUAUGAAAGAUUUCCUGAAAAGUUAUGCUGACAUUGUUGACUGGACACAUGAUGAAAUGGGAAAGGUGCAUAAGGAAUUCCAACAACAAUGUAUUGAUCUAACUGUCGAUCAGUUGCUGGAGAUUUUUGUUCGUAGCAAAUCUACAGGACUUGAAAGACCAGGUCUGUUGGAGGUGGAAGAGCCGGUGACUUCUCCCACACUCGAGUCGGAGUCAAAACCAACAAAACGUGAAGGUAACGGUCAUACAGACCAGUCUGUGCCAACACAUGCCAAACCAUCGCGCAGAACCACCUCUCUCCUAAAUCUCUUCAUGUCUAACUCCCAGGGGUCUCGUGAAAGUAGGGCAGGCCCUUGCAGCGCUCCCUCAAGUCCGACAACUCCUGAGGAACAACAGCUGACUCGGCAAUCUCAUCGUGGAUCCAAGUGGUUCUUGCGAAGUAGGCGAGACAAAGCCAAGCAGAAGAAAUCUAAAAAGAAGAAUAAGGACAGUAUUGAUAACCAAAGUAACAAAGAAGAAAAAUCUGACCUGGAGGAGAAGGAAGAUUCUCUGAAAAACCAAAGGACGUUAGAUAGCACCAUAGAACCAUCUACACAAGAAGUUGAUGAAGAUGGUUACACCAUUAGACCAAACGUUAGUCAUAAUUGGAAUAGUGAGAAAGGAAGUUUUUACUCAUCGUCUGAUUCCGAUUCUGAUGAUGAGAGGGAACGCAAGCUACACGUAGAAAUAAAACCUCUGAACAACGGUUCGGCUCCGAUGUCCGCAUCUGUAGACGAACUGCGUGCCACUGUAGAAAACUUCUACAUAUCCCCUACAGGGGGCUUUGCACGUGGCGCAAACCCAGAGCACGAUGCUUCCAUGAAACGUUCGCAGUCUGUGUCGCAGCAACUGGGGAAGCCCAGUAGCGAUCUGCUAGGCCUAAGCUUCGUUCAGAGCCCUACGGCCUCGAAUGCUUCCACUCCGACUAGCUCGCAUCCGUAUGCUCCGUUGCAGAGUCCAUCGCAGUUGGCGUUGAAUUCGCCUACGUUAUCAGUGUCUUCCAGAUACGCAGAACUAGGUGAUAUAUUUUCCGAAGACAAGGAGCUUCAACAGCCGCCUUCGAAGCAGGGUACACGUCAAACCCCUACACCAACAUCAGGGUACAUGUCCAUACCAAGGCCUCCAUCACGAAGAUCUGAAGCUUCUAGAAAUAUAAUAGGACAGAGCAGUAUAACUAGGGCAGAUAGUAUCAAUAGCUUAGAGUUUCGCACAGCUUGUAUACCAAUGGGAGUGUCAAGGGGUCCAUCACCUUUAACUAUCGGAAUGGCUGACACAAUCCCACUAGCUGUGGCCUUUCACGAAAUAGUGCAUUCGUAUUUUAGAGGUGCUGAUGAGACGAGGUGUCAAGCAAAAAUGUCGGGUGAAAUGAUGCUGUCGUUCCCAGCUGGAAUCGUUACAAUCCUCGCAAAUAAUCCGAAUCCUGCCAAACUGGCUUUUCGAGUGAAGAAUACUCAGAGAUUGACUAGUAUUUUGCCUAAUAAGCAGUUAGUUAAUAUUGAUAGUGGACAAUCAGCUGGCGAUUAUAUAGGGGUUGAGUUUAACAUGUCAGCAUUAAGCUCCUUACUCAAAAAACAGUCUGAGCAGAACCCUAGUGCUUCAUAUUUCAAUGUUGACAUACUAAAAUACCAGAUAAAACCAAAACCAGGUGCAAACUCGUGUCCAUUCCAAUUAGUUGCUUAUUGGAAAUGCAGUAGUUCACACACAGACCUAAAAAUUGACUACAAGUACAACUCCCAUGCUAUGAGUUCGCCAACGCCAUUGCUAAACGUCACUUUAGGAGUACCUGUCCCUGGCGCAGUCAAGAACAUGCAAACAAAGCCUACAGCACAAUGGCCUACAGAAAGUAACAGAUUGAUAUGGAAAUUCACCGAGCUCUCGCAACACUCGGAGAAUCACGGCGUAGGGUCUGUAGCAGCGCGGUAUGACCUUGAAAACGGACCUGGAACUCCGCAGACUGUUUCCACGCAAUUUAAUUGUGAAGGUACCACUUUGUCUGGAAUCGAGUUCCAGCUUAUCGGACCUGGAUACAGAUUGUCUCUAGUCAAACGAAGAUUCGUAUCUGGGAAGUACAUCUGCGAUGGUGACCAGAAGUUCAGUUCUGGGACUGGAACCCCAUCUACAGUUUCCUCGGUUGGAGAACCCAGCUGCUAGCAUUCCUGCAUAUCAUUUGGGAAGUACCCACUAUACUUUUAUGUGAAUUAUGUUUUGUUUGUAUAACGUUCCAUGUUACAUAGCUUAUACAGAGUGAUUUACAACAAGCUUUGCUUAGGCUAUGAUACCGCAAAAUCCAAAAUCUGACAAUAAUGGGAUAUUCAUUUAGAGGCAGUGGCGUACAUAUGGGGGGGUACAAACGAUAGAAAAUACGUUCUCGGCAGAAUUGUCAACUUUUAAACGAACUAUUCUGCGUGGUGGUCUAGAGGUUUCGUAACAAGAGAGUCCAGAAAAGUGGAGGCCUAGGUCCAAAGAUUAAUUCUUGAAACACUUUUUUCUUGCUUCACGUUUAAAUAUCGAUAUGUGCGAUAAAAGUUACGUAUGGGUUUUGGAACUCGUAGAUGGAAGCCUCAAAAGUUUUAAAUCUGUUUAUGAAGAUUUUAAUAUUCAUUUUGUUCCGGAUUGAGAUGUAUACAUGCUUUUCAAAAAGGCAGCCCCUAUUUAUUUUUCAAACGGGUCGAGUCAGCAAGUUGAAAUUCGGCGUAAUGAAAGUAAUACAUGAAUGCUAUAUUUUAGCGUAAAAGAGGAAGUUGAAGAUGGCGAAUAGGCACCAUUUUUUCAAAUGGAGUGAGGGGGUGGUGUGAUAACUCAGUUUUGAAGAUCUUUAUGAGUACUUCAUAACUGUAGAAUAUAAAAUCAUCAUCUUUCAAAAUGGCGAACUUGCUGGCUGUCUAAGUCAUGAGAGGGUUGAUUGGAAUAUGUAAUAAAACAUGGAACAUUUAUUUAAAAAGAAAUUCAAACUCUGUCAUUCUUUUUGUCUGAAUAUCCUUUAUUUUAUUAGACUUUCAGAUGAACCAUUUAGGGCAAAAUGACAUUUCAAUACUGGAAAAGUCUUGAAAAGAAGAGUAAAAUGUUAUGUUCAACCCUCGAAACGUUGUCUAAUUGAAUGUUUAUUUUUUAUGUUAUGCCCAUUUACGAUUUUGAAAACAGAAAGUCGGACAUACCACCGCCAUGAUUUUUUUAUUUCAAAGAAGUACCUCUGAAUGAAUCACCCUUUAUAAUAAGGUAUUGGAAUCUUAGUUAUAUGUUGCAAUCAGUGUUAUAGCCUAUAUAACAAUAUUGGAAAAUGAGUCUGUUAGGUUAGUCGCUCAUUGAAUUCUUUAAAAAACAAGGCAAGGUUCUCGGUUUUUUUUUAUUCGAAUUGCUUCUUUGUUGUAUAUACUUAUAGAUUCCUUGUGCGACCUACCCAGUUAUUUGUUUUCAUUUAAAAAUUUCAAUUUAAAAAUAAUUUUUAUUAAUUGCACUAGGAAUCAUUGCACCCAUCAUCAAAAUUUGAGCUGACCGCAAUGGUAGCAAUAACAUUCGAUAUUUGAAAGAAAUGAUUCGAAAAAUCAGCAUCUUAUGAAGACAAUACGAUAGAAGUCAGUUGUUUUUUAUUUAUUUGUUAAGUUAGUACAUCCAAAUGAAUCACCCGUUACAAUAAGGCGUUGGAAUCUUAGUUAUACUUUGCUAUCAGUGGGAAAAUAUUCUUCUAUCCGAAUCACUUUAUUUUAUAUACUUGUAGAUUCUUUGUGUGACCUACCUAAUUUUUUUAGACUUUGCAGUAAAAAUAAUUUUAACGUGUUAGAUUUAUGUGAAAAACUAUUUUCUCAGAUGUUUCAAAUCCGAAAAUACUCCGUCAUUCCUUCAAACAUCGUGUAAUUCCUUCACAAUGAAGGCAUUCAUCACAGCUUUGUAGUAAAAUAUCCCUGUUGUAAGGGUUUCUCGAAUAUUCGGCAUAAAAAGAUAAUUUUUUCAUGUUCAAAUAUACUUCAAAAGCUACAUGUUUCCAUCAUUGAAUUUUGACAAUCAUUUGCAGCAGCAAAUCAAAAAAGUAACAUCAUUGUGAUAUACAAUAUACUGUGUUUUUUUGUUGCAUGUACGGGGUGGCCCAUCCAUGUGUGGACGGAAUAUUACUCAUAAACAAAUACAUUUUGGGAAAAUCGAUUUAUGGUAUGUUAUACAUAACAUUUGAGGGCGCAUUUCUAAAAUAUUGGCAAUUAUACAGGGUGUACCAAUUUUGACCUACAUAUCAAAGUUGUGAUGUUUUAAAUGGAAUGCCUCAAAUUUUAUUGCGUAUUUGGACAAAGUAAUUCAGACGGAGAAGACUGAUAUAACAUACUAUGGGGUUUUGGUGAUUAGCUACUGAGAUGUAAAAAAACUUACACACCUCAGCUUUUAUCUUAUUUGUUACUUUUUCGAAUUUUAAUUUUUGCUCAUACCGGGUGGUCAAAAACGCUAAUUGUACUUUUUCUCAAACCUAUGCUGUUAAAAGUUGCCUCAUCGCUAAAAAAAAUCUUAUCCAGGAAAGUAGUGUCUUCACUCGCUUUAUUUAGCAUUAUUCUACUAAACUCCAUUCGAGCUGCGAAAUCCUGAGGACGAAGGCCUUGACGCAAGCAUAGGAGAUAUGGAUGGUACCUAUGCUUGUGAAUAAUCAUUUGAACAGAAGUUCAGCAUAUAUCAGAUUCUGCUCCAAUUUGCCGUGCACUUAAAUGGGGAUUUUCCUGCAACUUUAAUAGAACCUCCAACUGAUUAUUCGCCUCAUUGGUGACACUUGGAUUGUUUAUACAUUUUUUUACUGUAUUCCACUGCUCUACUUGAUUCAAAACGUUCUCGUAGUGUGGAAAAUGUUUCCGACCUUGGAUGUCGCAUAUUAGAGUACCGUUACUUACGAGAUGCUAGGAAACUAUUUCUAAAACGAACAUCAUAUUCACCUUUUCUUCUUUAGAAAAAUUCAGUUUUAAACACGUUUUUAUUAUAAUGCUCACAAAGCUAAUUUUGACAGUUUGUGACUAAUCAACAAUUUAUUUGUUUCCAAGGAUGAUGCGAUAUUUUAGGGAAUUAAGCCGUUCCAUACAAGACGUGCUAAUAACCGAAAAAAUACACUUAAAAACCUCCAUGUGUCUAGUAUCAAAAAAAGCUUAUAAAAAAUUGAAUCCAAACUUGCACAAAUAUACAGGGUGAUGCAUUUGAAAUUUUUGAGAAAAACUACAAUUUGCGUUUUUGACCACCAUGUAUGAGCAAAAAUUAAAAUUAGAAAAAGUAACAAAUAAGAUAAAAGCUGAGGUGUGUAAGUUUUUUUUUGAUACAAAAUUCAGUACUCCAAAAUUCAAAAUGGCGGACUGAGGGGUUGCCGAAGUGGGGGGUUUUUCUAGACAAAACACCUUAUAUUUCAGUAGCUAAUUACCAAAACUCCAUAGUAUGUUAUAUCAAUUUUCUUGUUUUGAAUUGGUUUAUCCCAAUGUGCAGUAAAAUUUGAGGAAUUCCAUUUGAAAAUUCACAACUUUGAUAUGUAGGUCGAAAUUGGGACACCCUGUAUAAUGGCCAAUAUCUUAGAAAUGUGCCCUCAAAUGUCAUGUAUAACAUCCCAUAAAUAGAUUUUCCCAAAAUGUAUUUGUUUAUGAGUAAUAUUCAGUCCACACAUGGAUGGGCCACCCUGUAUAGGUAGAAAAUUUUCUUGUUGACGAAAAAAUACAGUAAAUAAUCAUAUCUCCACGAAGGGUUUUCUGAAGCCAAGUUAUUGCUAUACAUAUAAGCAUAACACAAUUUUAAUUUUAUGUAUGAUGCAUUUUGGUAUUUUUAACUCGUUUGUUUUUCACGACAAAGCUUGUAGUUAUUUGCCCUGUAUAUUAUAUAUAUAGUUUAUGAAUGCUAUUUUAUAACCUAUGAAAAUAAAAAAUAUCGUAAAA
Acanthoscelides obtectus is the source of this 6899-nucleotide messenger RNA. Lineage: Eukaryota; Metazoa; Arthropoda; Insecta; Coleoptera; Chrysomelidae. The record is from the annotation of a GenBank genome assembly.